Messenger RNA from Galendromus occidentalis (western predatory mite), 681 nucleotides. Its product is annotated as cytochrome c oxidase subunit 4 isoform 1, mitochondrial. The coding region runs from base 90 to 599 and encodes 169 amino acids. Gene Ontology annotation, cellular component: respiratory chain complex IV. Gene Ontology annotation, biological process: mitochondrial electron transport, cytochrome c to oxygen. The record is from RefSeq and is a predicted model, not a curated record. Lineage: Eukaryota; Metazoa; Arthropoda; Arachnida; Mesostigmata; Phytoseiidae. The transcript is spliced from 3 exons.
GUCUUCCAGCGGCGAGUUCUGUACGAAAACACCUUCGGACUGCAAAGGUCGUGUUGGGACAUUGCAGGUUGCGUCGGAAAACCAGAGAAAUGUCUCUACUGAAACCAAAACUUCUCUGCACUUUGCUGGCCCGGAGGACUUUCCACGGACGUGCCCAGAUCGGGAAGCGCGAGGUCGUCGGACACGGCCUGAACGGCACAUACAGUUACCUCGACCGAGCCGACUGCCCCUACCCUGCAAUCCGUUGGGAAGAGCCUGGAUCCCAUAUCGAUGCGCUCCUCCAGAAACAGAAAGGAGACUGGAAGAAUCUCUCUCUCGAAGAGAAGAAGGCUCUGUACAGACACUCGUUCCGUCAAACAUUCGUCGAGUUCGACAGUCCUCGCGGCGAUUGGCGAAUCAUCACCGGAGGUGUGAUGUUCGGGCUCGCCUUCGCGCUAUGGAUGUCAAUUCUCCUGAAGAAGUUCGUCCUCCCACCAUUGCCUGAAUCAUGCAGUGAGGAGUCCAAGCAGGCUCAAUUGAAACGCAUGAUUGAAAUUAGAGCGAAUCCUGUCGAGGGUAUCGCCUCCAAAUGGGACUACGAGAACAACCGUUGGAAGUAAAUUCUGUCAAGUCCGCUGGAAUUAUAUUGUGUAGUUUUAAAAUAAAGGAAGGCUUCACUCACCGCGUACUGGGAACUAGGGG